GGGGGAGGCGCGGCAGGACGAGCUUCAAGCUGCUCGCCAUGGGGGGAAUCGUUUUGAGCAAAGGGCAGGUCAAGUCGACCCGAUUGCCAGCUGGCUUGCUGCUGGCGAAAGGCUGGUGGAGCGUUGGUUUUGCGAGGAAAGAAGCCGUGUGCGGUGCUACUGAAUUCAAUGGAGGACUUCACUCGCUUGGGUUACUGCAUUGUGGCUGGCAGCUUCGUAGCCUUCCAGUUCUCCUUCUCAGCCCUCAGCCCCCAGCUGUCCUUGUCCUUGAGCCCCAGCUACUCCAGCCUUCCUUCGGUCAAGCAGAAUGAAUGGAAUUCCAGAUGUGUGUCUACUCUUCACGCGGUAAUAGUCGGCCUCUUCUGCCUCUACAUCCUUUGGUAUGAUGCUGCUAUAAAUGCCAACCCCAUCUGGGGAGAUCCUUGGUUGGUGAAACUGAAUGUUGCUGUCACCUGUGGCUAUCUGCUCUAUGAUCUGUUGCUGCUAGUGCGCUACUGGAAGACAUUGGGGGAUUCUCUUUUCGUUUGCCACCACUUGGUGGCACUAUAUGCUUAUGGAUACGUAUUGAGUCGUGGGGUGCUUCCCUAUUUUGCCAACUUCCGUCUCCUUUCAGAACUCUCCACACCUUUUGUGAAUUUGCGGUGGUUCCUGGAUGCAACUGGGUGGUCACGUACUUCAAGGCUUGUUUUGGCCAAUGGCUUGGCCAUGAUGGUAGUGUUCUUUAUGGUGCGCAUUGCUGUCAUCCCCAGCUAUUAUAUGCAAGUAUACUCUUGGUAUGGAACUCCUGAAUAUGAACGUUUGGGCCUGGGUGUACAACUGGCCUGGAUUGGGCCAAGCAUUGCCUUGGAAAUGCUCAAUUUGAUCUGGAUGUACCGCAUUGUCCGUGGCUUCUACCGAGCUUUAUGCUGGUCUAAGACCUACAAGGCAGCAUGAAGAAAGAAAAAUAGUGGUACUUGACCUGGAAAACCCAAGUUCUGCUGGAAAAAAAUGAAUUCCCUCUUCUAAUCCCCUCAGAAGCCAGUAGCCCUAGAAAAUGUUCCUGACUAUGUCCUUGGGGAAAGAAUCCCAGAUUCAUUAAAAAGGGAGCAUAUAGUUUUCCAUUCAAUCAAAGAAAGGUUCUGGCCAGAUUGACUAGAUUCAG
Messenger RNA from Notechis scutatus (mainland tiger snake), 1141 nucleotides. Its product is annotated as TLC domain-containing protein 4-B-like. The record is from RefSeq and is a predicted model, not a curated record. Gene Ontology annotation, cellular component: membrane; endoplasmic reticulum. Gene Ontology annotation, biological process: lipid homeostasis. NCBI's taxonomy places the organism in Eukaryota, Metazoa, Chordata, Lepidosauria, Squamata, Elapidae.